Messenger RNA from Brienomyrus brachyistius, 4995 nucleotides. Its product is annotated as TSC22 domain family protein 1-like. The transcript has 3 exons. The coding region runs from base 3442 to 3885 and encodes 147 amino acids. NCBI's taxonomy places the organism in Eukaryota, Metazoa, Chordata, Actinopteri, Osteoglossiformes, Mormyridae. Gene Ontology annotation, biological process: regulation of transcription by RNA polymerase II. The record is from RefSeq and is a predicted model, not a curated record.
AGGAUUGAUUGAUUUAAACUAAACGAUUAAUAUGCCUCCAAAAAAAAAAUCAAAAAUGAAACUGACCGUUUAUUUUUAUUUUCACAACAACAUACUGUAUGUCACUACACGGCUUUAGAUAAUGCACACCAGCUUUUCGGUACGGACAUUAUUUUCGCCCAGAAUUCGAUAUUAAUAGUAUGUCUAAAAUAUUUAUAGGACGUGUAUUGUGAUGGCCAAAAGUUUGAAAUCUGUAUAAAUUUGGUAUAUCGUUUUGCUUAAUAAAUUAGUUUAGAGGAGCACGCCUCAUGUGACUGUUUUGGUAUAUGAUGGAAGCGAAAGCAGCAUAGUGAAGUUGGUAAGAAGGAAGGGAUGGCUUAAUAGCCGCAACAUCUGUUAAAAGGGGAGGUAUUGUGGUUAAAUAAGGUAAAAGAUGUUGGCGGGUGGCGGCACUUUUUGCAGUCAGAUACUUUUGUUUUGGUAAAUAUAGUUUUUAUUCUUAUUUCGUUUCAUAAAUUUUCUUUUAUUUAGUGUUUUUGUUUCAGCUUUUGUUUACGAUCACAGUACUGGCUCCCAUGGUUUCUAACUCUCACGCAUCUGGCGUGACACUCUCACGCUCAUGCAAGAAAUCUUACAGCAAACCUACCUUAUUCCAUUACAAACCUAAAAUUAGCCACAUCGAAAGCUUUGGGGUAGUUUGCGAAACGUGCAGACUUUUAAGGUAAUGAAACUGUUACAUACAUUUACGUGAGUGCGCAGACCUUCAAAUUUAAAAAUUUCUCAACAGUCAGCUGACCAAAGUUGACGACCCUGGGUCCCAACAAGCCCAUGAACUAACACACUUCCACUAUCAUUCACCGUAGAAUAAGCCCAGAUUAUAGCCAAAACACAUAUUCAAUGGGAAUUCUAAGGCAGACAAAUUUAUGGCUUUAAUAAUGAGUGUAUUUAGAAGCUACGAGGACAAAAAGCUCUCCGUUCUAAUGGUAAUUUAAUAAACAGACAACACUUCCAGUGGUUUUGCCUACUCUUGCAGUCCAUCAUUCAGAAUAGUUCCUGUGUGUUUUCUCUUCAGGUGCUCUUGCAUAGCAUGAAUGCCCCUGUAGUAUGUUAUCGUGAAUUUGCACACUCUGCAAACCACCUUCUUGUUUGGUGACAAUUUGAACUACUUGCAUAAUUACGCAGUGAUAUUAAAGGAUUCAUGUGUUAAAAUGAAUCGUUUUAGAAAUCAUAAAGGUAAUUUCUUUAAUUUUUAAAAAACGAUGCAUCGAUUUUUAAAAUAUUUAUCGACGUCAUCGACCACGUCGACUAAUCAAGGCAGCCCUAAUCUGAAGAUCUCAUUACACGCCAUCUUUCAGUCAGUAUUUAUUGGAUGUAUGUUUACUGUGCACAUCAAGUAAGUGCAUGUGAUCGUGAAACAAGUUAAUCAGUGUUUCACAUUUAUGCAUGCGUGCACUCCUGAAAUAAAAUGCUAUCCUUUUUUUGGAAACGAAAUCUUUCCUGUUGUCUUCAAAAAUAUGCUGCUCUGCUGCACUACAAUACUGGAGUGAGGCCAGUACAGGACUGGCAUGCCCGUGUUUCCUAGUCCUUGUUAGUGCUGCAGCAUUCGGCACCAACUGGAGUUCAUUAAUCAUAAAGGCGUGUACCAACUUUUCUGCCACCUGACGUGAGAACAUUGCUCUAAGAUUUUCAAUAUUCCUCAGAUGGAAUAAAACUGUUUUAAUCAUGUUGUUUAUGUGAACAUUUAGAGACAAGGCUGAGUCGAUAGUGACACCAAGACUUUUAACCACUGUGCUUACGUUGACUAGGGAGCCGGCGAGUUUUAUAUCGACGGCACCCUGGGCUGUAAUUCUAGCUAAUUGCAUCCACGCAAAUGACGUUUUCGCUCUUUAUCAGGACCCUCGUCUUGCAUGUUCUGUCUUCCUUCCUCCAUAUUGACAAGUAAUUGAGAAGGAAAAUUUUUAGUAGAUGCUUUUUAAUAAACGAGUUUAAUCAAGUAGUUGCGACGGCUCUACUGUAUACCUGAAUAACUAACAAUCGAGGUUUGAAGAUCUGAAGCCUUUCAUUGUGGAAAAAUAUGCAAGAACAAGAUGUCGUUAGAGGAGGAAGCCUUUUAAAUUCAGCACUGUAGUGCAGGAAUAUGGAGUACCGGGACUCUACUUGCCAUUUGUCUCCUGUAUAAAUGCAAUAAGAAUUGUGUCUGCAUUCUUGGCACAAAAUUGAAGAAAUAUAGCAAUUUAGAAGCCCCUAUGAAAGGUGCAUCUUGCCUUCACUCCUGCUUGUAAUUUUCAUGACAAGGUACCGUAUGAAAUAUUAACUGUGGCUGAAAAGGUGCCUGGUAUAUAUUUGCGCAUGAUGUCAUGCUUUUAACCUUAUGAAAGUUGACACCUCAAAAUACGAGGCUUUUUGGAUGGCUAGAAUGGAUUGCUCUGGGUUUUGUUCAUGAGUGAGAGUGAGAUGGAAUAUGAGACUGAGUUUUGUUAGCAUUGAGGUCCUUUGUAGAUUCAGACUCAUGGUCUGUCUGUCUAUCCUUACGUCGGGGAAAGAAAGACGACAUUACAAGUACAGGCUGUCAGAAUUAUGUUUUUCCACAGGGUUUCUAUACUCUUUUACUGUGAUGGGGUGAGGAGCUUGUAAGGUCCUCAAUAGUCAGUGUUCCUUCCGAUCAAAAGGAAUAACCUGAGGAUAUUCAGGCAUAUGUAAGGAUGCCACUUACAAUGGCUCCCAAAGAAAGUGCUCUGGCCACAUCAUACUGAGCAAAAGCCCAGAGGAAGAUGCUGGAGAGAUUAAAUCUCUCUGCAGGCUUGGAUCAUCUAGGGAUCCUUAGCUAGAGCCUGUCGCCAUGGAAAGACAUGUAGUUUGACCUGCCGCUGGGAAAGCAGAGGGAAGAUGAUGGGUGAUGAAUGGAGAGUGCAGUAGGAAAUUGAGAGCAUCUAGUUCUACAUUAUUAACGUUGAGGGGUGGGGGAGGGGGGCACGUGAGCUAGGAACGGUAUGCGUUUAUCUCCUGGUUAUUAUAACUAGCCAGCAGGAAGCAGCACAUUUGCCAGGGGUCAUUAGACGUGUGCGAAAAAACGAACAUCCUUGAAAAGACGGGAGAAAGUUGAUCUUACAGUAUUUUGUUGUAUUGUAUUACGUUCCUGAGUAUUCUGUAGCGUAAGGGACGAUCCUACAUAUAUUAGUCAGUAAUGCUGCUUUGUGCGCCAAUGGGAUGCAGGGUUGUGCUGUUUUUCCUGCAUAUAUUAUGCAAAUGUAAUGGCGCCUGCGGAUUGUCGGCAGCCCGGGACAAGCUGACCUGGGAGGCUCUUUGUUCUGCGAGAUUCUGCGGGCUGGCCGCCUGUGCUGGCAAUCCGACUUUUUCCUCCUGCAAAAGCUACCUCGAACUCCGCAUAAGAAGAGUGCAGCCAUGACAGCCGGCGAACAUGCGUCUCCAUAAUGCCGUUUCGGGGCGGGUGGCCGCUGUAGCAUGACUACCCCUUGCUGUAUUAUGACGAUGGAUUUUGGUGUUUGUCAGCUCCGAAAUUUCUCUAAAUCGUUUUUAUCGUCAUUGCUGAGUGCGGAAAAUCCAUCGCUGUUUUUUGAUAAUAGCUCUUCAGGUGCUAACGUGGUGGCCAUAGACAACAAAAUUGAACAAGCAAUGGACCUAGUAAAAAGUCAUUUGAUGUAUGCCGUUCGGGAGGAGGUGGAGGUCUUAAAGGAGCAGAUUAAAGAACUGAUUGAAAGGAAUUCGCAGCUGGAGCAGGAGAAUAGCUUGCUGAAAAAUCUGGCCAGUCCAGAGCAGCUCGCACAGUUUCAGGCCCAAGUCCAAAGCGGGUCACCGCCAGCAUCCACGCAGCCGCAAGGGGCAGCGGCCCAGCAGUCUGCCCCACCUGCGCAGUCGGCUUCGCAGAGUUCUGGACCUUCUGCGUAGCACAAGGUUACCCAGCGAGACAAACUAAAGGCCGAGGCAAGAAUGUUCUGCAGAGACUGAACAGUUCGAUUUAAUAUUUGCACAUUUUAACACUCGAAACUUGACACAUGACAGCAGUAUGCUUUGAAACACUUUACACAUCUCGGACAAUCGUCUAGGGUGAAAUGAUUAUUGACGGAAAUAAUUCUAAACCAAAACCCAUGGACUACCAAGAUCACUGAGAAUGUCACGCAAAAGCGCCUCAAAGGAUCAUUGUGCCUGUAUUGUAGGGACUUAAGUUUAUGCCUAUUCAUUGGUGACCCCGGGAUUGUACAGAGGUUGCCAAGCUUUUGUGUGUAAAUAGGCCUUUUUUGGAGACUGUGAGUCAAUUUUAAGAGCAAGCACUUUCUUGGUGAAGAUUGUGAAGAGGUUCUGAUGACCACUGACACAUUAUCUCUGCUUUUGGUACCGGAACUGAAAAGAGAUUUUCAUUGGAAUUUCACUAUAUAGUCAACAAUCUAUAACAUACGUCAGUACAUUCGUUUUGACAUGUGCUAAAUGUGCCCAAUGAAUGGAAGUAAUUUCAGUAUUCAUUUUAAGUGCUCAUUCUUGCCUUUAGUAAAGUGCAGAUAAAUGCUUCUCCUCCACCUCAGUUCCUGCCUUUAAAGCAGUAACAGCUGCUUUGAGAAUUUGUGGAGUUGGUCAGUUUAGCUCAAUUUUAAAUGAGUUAGACAUAUGUAUUUAUUGUAAACACUGAACUGUAAUAAGAAGCAGGAAGGGAGAACAAUUUGGCUGGUAUAGGUGAAUGUUCAGCUGUCAUGUCAGACAAAUUUGGUUGGUCUUUUAAUGCUGUAAAUCAUGAAUGCUGCUUCCAUGCAAUUUAAGACUGAUUUUUUUUGCAUUAAAUUGUACUGUAAACCAUCGUUCAUUUGAAAUCUGUAGUAUUUUUCUUUUUAACGGUAAAGCACUCCAAGUAUGUCACAGUAAGCCCACUCUACAGGUAAUUCUGCCUACUGUGGGUCCACAUCAAUGUGUAGGAUGUUUGCUUAUGUUCUUGCAUGUUCCUCAAACCAGUGAAACGAUAACAAUUCACUUACACUUCUCAAAUUUCAAUAAAGAAAUGAAAAUGCA